Messenger RNA from Bufo gargarizans (Asiatic toad), 1335 nucleotides. RefSeq names its product HSPA (Hsp70) binding protein 1 (gene HSPBP1). Gene Ontology annotation, molecular function: protein binding. The transcript has 8 exons. The record is from RefSeq and is a predicted model, not a curated record. Lineage: Eukaryota; Metazoa; Chordata; Amphibia; Anura; Bufonidae. Bases 179 to 1144 code for a protein of 321 amino acids.
UAGGUGGCGCGCUGUGUAUAGCAGCCUGAAGGGCGGAAGAAGAAGCUUCUGGAAGAGCCUAGAUGUGCUCAGAGCUCUAUAAUACAACGUUCCGCGCGGAGGAGGAGACGCGCUGAAUAGGACUUAGGACCGGGCAGGAUCCCUCCGGCACAGCAGAGGCAGACAGCAGAAAAUUAUCAUGGCUGGUGAAGGCAGACCGCAUCCGCACACUCUGCAGGGCUUGCUGCAUAUGGCCAUUGAAGCUGGAACAGAAUCGGAGGAGACACAACAGACGGAACAGAUGACAGAAGAGAGGAGACAAUGGCUACAAGAAGCUAUGAACAGUGCAUUCUCUGGCCAGGUAGAUGAAGUUCAGCAAAUGAAGGAAUGUCUGAAGGAACUAAGCAGUGAAACCAGUGAUGAAGAUGGGGAGGUGCGGAAGGAGAGAGCUCUGGAGUUACUGGCAGAUCUCUGUGAAAACCUUGACAAUGCUUCUGAUUUCUGUAAGCUGGGCGGGAUGGACUUGAUGUUGAAUCAUUGUUCGAGUUGCCCUGAGGCUGAGCUGCGCUGGCGAGCCGCUGACCUGAUUGGCAUUUGCAGUCAGAAUGUGCCCUUCGUUCAGGAGAUGGCACUGAGCCUCGGUGCUGUGAGCAAACUCUUGAAAUUGCUGGACCUUGACAGCAGUGACACAGUCAGAAUAAAGGCCCUUUUUGCGAUAUCUUGUUUGGUGCGUGAGCAGGAGACGGGACUUGCUGAGUUUGUGAAGUUGGACGGGUUUUCGGUGCUGAUGCGUGCCAUGCAGACCGACAUCUUGAAGCUGAAGAUAAAAUCGGCAUUCUUGCUGCAGAAUCUUCUGAUAAGCCACCCCGAGCAUAAAAGUACCUUGUGUUCCAUGGGGAUGAUCCAGCAACUGAUCUCGCUGCUACGGACCGAGCAUAGUCCUUUCCAUGAACAUGUCCUGUCUGCUCUGUGCAGUAUGGUGACAGAUUUCCCACAGGGAAUUGCAGAAUGUCGGGCGCCUGAAUUAGCGUUUGAAGAUUUGCUCAAAGAAAGAUGUCAACUGGUGCAAAAACAGGAGGAAUAUCAGGAAGAACUGGAUUACUGUGAGCGCCUUUUGAAGAUUUGUUUCAAAGACAAUCCUGACGAUAACAGCAUGGACCGGUGAACCAUUCUGAAGGAUAUGUCCACCAGUGGUGCCUUGUGAUGAGGCAAGAUGGAGAUUGUGAAUGAAAUUGAGCUAACUUAUGAACUGCUACCCUAGGUCCCCUCGGACGUCUGUAAUCUUUGUUUCAAAAGAAAAGUCUGAGAUGUGGAUUUCUUUUUUUUUUUUAAAUAAAGAAAGACGAAAUAAUGUCA